GUUGUGAGGAAGGGAGACUCAUAGUAAGGAGGUUUAGGAACAAGAGGGAGUUGUUGCCAGUGAUACAGCACAGACAGACGGACACAACUCGUUCUAACCCUGCAGCUUCUGUGCACAGCGGCCAGUGCCAGUGUGUUUUAAACAAGCAGGCGACAGUGAAAAGGGAGUUGCCUACUAGCACAGGUCAGGCAGGCAGGCAGAGGGGAAGCCGGUGGAUGUUUUUUAGGAGUUUGCAUAUUUGACACUGACAAGAGGAUGAGAAGCUGAAUGAGGGAGCAGAGAGGGGAGAAAAACAUGGAGCGUGCAGCAUUACCUACAGUCCAUUUACAUAGGAGACAUAGGAGAGACAGACACUGGCUGCCCUGAGAGAAGAGAGCGCAAAAAGACAGAAAGCAGGAAAGAAAGAGAGGUGAAUAGUCCACUGUGUCCAUUCUUUGUAAAGGAGCGGGAGCGAGAGCCGAGGGAUCGUAACACUGGAGCUCAAGGAUAAACCAUGGACUCUGCAUACAUCCCACCACACCUGGACGUCCACCAUGUUCCCUGCUAACCUCCUGCUCCUCAUGGUCCUGCUGCUACCUCAAGCCUCGUCUGGUCGCCAGGGUGGAGACACCAGCGAGAUCGACCAUGGCAGGGUGUCCUCCACGCCUUCCCCCCCGUCGCACCCACCAGCCGGCUCCCUCCUGGAGCCAAACCUGGCUCAGACCGUCCAGAGUCUCCUUCUGAGCCGGCUGGGUCUGCAGUCACAGCCCGACCCUCGGCCUGGCGUGCCAGUGCCCCGGUACCUGCUGGACCUUUACCGCUUCCACCAGCAGCAGUACCAUCUGGUGGAGGACCCUUCCUUUAGCUUCCCAAGCCAGCACAUCCAGCAGGCCAACACUGUUCGCAGCUUUCACCACAGUGACCACCCUGGAGACAGUCCCACAGCAGACAACCAUAGGAGGGUGCACAUUUUCUUCAACGUUUCCUCCAUCCCUCAGGAUGAGAGAGUGCUCUCCGCUGAGCUCCGGCUCCUCCGCAGUGACAGAGCCUCCCUGGGCCCCGGGCCCCACAGAUUAAACCUAUACCUCUCUGAGCACUAUGACAAGCUGGAGCCCACCCUGCUGGAGACAAGGUUACUCACCUCUGGCCUCCGCAGUCAUAAAGCAAGUAGUUUCUGGGAGGCUUUUACCCUAAGUGCAGAGCUCCUACAUGAGGCCCUGGCUAGGAGUGGCAGCCUGGCCUUCUUCUUGGAGGUCGGACCUGAGAACAGCACCUCCUCAAUCGCUGCCCAGAGCUUCUCCUCUGCUGCCAGUGAGGUGGAGGCAGAGAAACACAAAGAGGGCCACUUGAGGGUAUGCAGGUCUGUGGGUCAGGACGAGCAUAGCUGGGCCCAGGAGAGACCCCUCUUGGUCACUUAUAGUCAUGACGGACGUGGAGAGCCUCUAGUCAAACAUGGCAGGAGGACCCCAAGUGGCAGCCAGAGGAUGAGGGGGAAAAAAGGGACAAAAGAUAGAGCAAGGAGCAGCAGCAAGGGCCAUAGUAGGGAUCAACCCCGGGCUAGGCCCAAAAAAACAGUUCAUACAGUGCCAAGUUGGGGCGUUGAUAAAAGUGGGGUUGGGUGGAGCGAACGAGGAAGGGUGAAAAGAAAUGGUGGCCGUGCUGCGAAACUGAAACGCCUUUCUCGCAACAAAUGCCGCCGUCAUCCUUUAUAUGUAGAUUUCGAUGACGUGGGCUGGCACAAGUGGAUCAUUGCACCCAGUGGCUACGAUGCCUACUUCUGCCUGGGAGAGUGUCGCUUCCCUCUGGCCGACCACAUGAACUCCUCGAGCCACGCCAUGGUGCAGACUCUGGUGAACUCAGUGAAUGGUGCAGUGCCCCGGGCCUGCUGUGUCCCCACCUCCCUCAGCCCCAUCGCCCUGCUCUACCUGGACCCUCAAGACCGAGUGGUGCUGAAGAACUACCAGGACAUGGUGGUGGAGGGCUGCGGCUGCCGGUAGUGGGCAAGAGAACUCAGCCAGAGAAAUGGAGGCACGGACAGAUUUGCAUUGAAGGAGACGACAGAAGCAUUAAAAGGCAGAUGGUGGAAGAGGACACUGUAAAGGACAGCUAACUGUAAACACAGCGACUGAUAGAGACAAAUGUAGCAGUGAGAGUGGAGAGGAGGGAGUUAAGGGAAAGCAUAUAGCAGCUAAAUCCUCAUUAUCAGGUGCAAGAAAGAGUGUUGUAGAAAGAGAAAGGAAGAAGAGUGAGAGAAACAAACAUAAUCUACCACACAACUAUCAGACAAUGAGGCAGAGGAAGAAGUGCAAGCAGAAAUAUGGUCAACACAGGUAAACUGCCAGGAAUUACUUUCCAUGCUUUCCCAUUUAGCAAUGACACAGCCGUGUGCACCAUCAACUGACAAGCUACUUAUUCUCUCACGAGGAGCCAGCGCUUCAGAAAGUGUCUAUUCUAUAUCCAAGUGUUCGACACUCACAUCGCUCUCGUCGCUGUUUGACAGGCCUCUGGGUUUAGCCGUUGUGGAGGCAGACAAAGAGGUAAACAGUCAGGGUAGGCAGAUGUGGACGUGCAUUUUAAGCUGUGGGGGCAGAGUUAAAACAAUUCUGUGUCUUGAUGGACUCACUGAUGAUCAACAGCAUUAGCAAUACGACUAUGGCACCAGCAUGGCAUCUAAACUUUGUGUGACAGUGUUGUUUCUGCAGUAUUUAAGCCGAGAAGUAGGGCACAUCUGUUUUUAUGAACCUGAUCACAGACUGUCCCUUUCAAGCACUCCCACAUCACUAGCUAUUUAAAACCACAACAAUAAUGCUGAGGAACUAUUAUGCUAUUGUUUGAAUGUACUACUAUCGAUAUUAUUUAAAAAAAAAAAAAAGAUGAGACUUUUUUGUACAUUUAUUUUGCAGACGUGAAGAAAAUCCAAGUGAUGGUUGUCUUGUGAUUAUACAUAAUUCAUGAGCACGAAUGGCAAUUCUAACUUAAAAGACACGAUGUGUAUUUAAAUAGCAGCAAUAUGGUGUAUUUAAUCUUGAGAAUAUUUAAGAUACCUGCACUCAAACAAAGCAUACAGAAAACUGAAAGACUGCAAUCGACAUGAAGUAAGUUAUAGCUUUACAUCCGUACAAAUGUUCAGUGUAUUGAAUUAACAGUCUGUGUUACUUCAACUUUCCCACCUUGUCAUUGUCAAGUUAUCACGACACAUGGUAGCAGACGUAAUGGUGCUGCCAGCAAAAGCUCAACUAACAAGUCAACUGAAAGCUCUGUGUAUUGUAGCUACUGAAGUGUGUCUUUGUUAGUUGUGUCUGCAUGUGUCCAGAGAAAAAAAAGGAGGACUGAUAUUGAAACUGGGACUUCAGUGCCUUGCAAAACAGGGGCUUCGAACGUGUUCUCUGCUGAGCUCAGUAAUUGUUUUUGAGUGUUGCAUUUUUCUCUCUAAAUGGAAACAUUUAAGCAAAAGCUUAUAAAAAUGUUUGACAAUAUACCUCUAAUAAACAAAGCAAGCAGCACCAACUGUCA
Molecule: messenger RNA, 3492 nt
Organism: Scophthalmus maximus (turbot)
Lineage: Eukaryota; Metazoa; Chordata; Actinopteri; Pleuronectiformes; Scophthalmidae
Gene: bmp16
Product: bone morphogenetic protein 16
Exons: 3
Coding region: 534-1976 (480 amino acids)
Biological process (GO): BMP signaling pathway; SMAD protein signal transduction
Cellular component (GO): extracellular region
Molecular function (GO): cytokine activity; growth factor activity
Source: RefSeq, a predicted model, not a curated record